GCCCUCCCGAAACGCUCUGGCGUGAUGGGGCCAGGAGCCCCCCCCCGGGCACCUGCAGCCCCACAGCCACAGCAGGGAGAAUCUCUCAGGGAUUUUCUGGUUCCAAGCAGCCCCCAGCACUCACGCAGGGGGAUUCUCUGGUGUUCUCACUGCACCUCCAGCUUGAAUUUCUACAGCCCAAAGCUGCGUGUUUUCAGACGCUGCCACCACCCACAGCGAGCAGGACCUGUGCUGACAGGAGGAGGGGAUCUCUACAAAGUGAAGCUGGGCAGUGAAGAGCAGCAUGGACCUGGAUGUGCUGAAUAUGUUUGUCAUUGCCGGUGGCACCCUGGCAAUCCCCAUCCUUGCCUUCGUGGCUUCCUUCCUCCUCUGGCCCUCAGCGCUCAUCCGCAUCUACUACUGGUACUGGCGACGAGCCUUGGGUAUGCAAGUUAGAUAUGCAAACUACGAUGACUAUCAGUUUUGUUAUUCCUAUAGAGGGAGACCUGGGUACCGACCAUCCAUCCUGAUGUUACAUGGGUUCUCAGCCCACAAAGACAUGUGGUUGUCCAUAGUCAAGUUCCUGCCGAAGAACCUGCACUUGGUGUGCGUUGACAUGCCCGGGCACGAGGGCACGACCCGCUCGGACUUGGAUGAUUACUCUAUAAGUGGGCAAGCUAAGAGAAUACACCAGUUCGUGGAGUGCAUCAAGCUGAACAGAAGGCCCUUUCAUCUGGUUGGCACUUCCAUGGGGGGAAAUGUUGCCGGCGUCUAUGCUGCUCAGUACCCAGAAGACAUUUGCAGCCUGACCCUCAUCUGUCCUGCAGGUCUGCCAAGUACCACUGACAGCAAGUUCAUUAAGCAGCUCCGGGAGCUACAAGAGUCCGAACGCAUUGACAGGAUCCCUUUAAUUCCCUCAACACCUGAGGAGAUGGCAGAUAUGCUGAAGCUUUGCUCCUACGUUCGCUUCAAGGUGCCACAGCAGAUUCUCCAAGGCCUCGUUGACGUUCGCAUCCCACAUAAUGAUUUUUACCGGAAAUUGUUUUUAGAAAUUGUGGAUGAAAAGUCCAGGCAUUCUCUCCAUGAGAACAUGAGCAAGAUCAAAGCACCGACGCAGGUCAUCUGGGGAAAGCAGGACCAGGUCUUGGAUGUUUCUGGUGCCAGUGUUUUAGCGAGCGCUAUCCCGGACUGCCACGUAUACAUCCUGGAGAACUGCGGACACUCAGUGGUGGUGGAGCGGCCCCGCAAGACUGCCAACCUCAUCCUGGAGUUCCUGGCGCUGCUGUACAGCAUGGACAACAACAAGAAGCAAGCAUGAGCUUGUCAGGGAGCUGUGGGCCCGUGCUGGGUCUUUUAAAUUGUAAAGUACUGCAGCUUUGAUAAGUUCUCAGGGAUCUUGUACAAAUCGGGGUGAAUGUGCCAAAGUCCCUGAGGAAGGCAGAAUCGCUGAUACCUAAACCUAUAGCACCACCGGCACAGCGACCUAGGGGUCAUUGAGCAACCUCCAUAGAUACAGGAAUGGAAGCAAUCUCUCCCUUUUCUACCUAGAGAUAAAGUAGAAAUGAGCUGAAAUCACCAAGCGCUAACCAUGCCGUGUGCUGAUGCUCCUUAUGCAGCUGCCCAUCUUACCUGAGUUACCAGCACAUAGUUCUUAAUGACAUCUACCUAAACUAUAUAAGAAGUGUAGGAAGGAAGAAGCAUCCUGGACUGAGGCUAACAAUAUUUCUACUACUUAGAGUCCAUCGCAUUGCAUGCUGCCAUGCUGUAAGAGAACCCCAGUGCUCCAGGUGUCUGCUCGAGUGCUCUUUGUGUAGCUCCUUAACUCGUGGUUUAUGCAGAAAACAACAGAAAACUUCAUAUGUGGAAGUCCAAUGACUGUAUGUGCAAAAAUGUUUACACUUUGAGUGGGUGUUUUUAAAUCCCCAAACAGCUCCUGUGUAUAUGUAAUGCCUUAACAUUGCCCAGGGGACGGCAUCUGUGCACAGCCCACCUCGCCGAGGGGACGGUUCCCCCUGAGGGUGAACAUAGCAAGUGAAAACUUGGGGGACAGACAGCAGCUUCGCCGCUGCCAAUCCAUCGUGUGAAUUGGAGGAAUGGAAAAUGCCUGGAGCGGUUCAGUCCCUGAGCCUGAGUCAGCAAUAAGCCCGUGGGCAGGGAACGAGUCAGCAAACACGGGCGAACUCUUGUCUCAGCUCUUCUACUACGUAUGCUGCUGAACACGUCGAUGUAAAUAACGAUUUUCUUAAUGAAUUCCGUGAAUUCUGUGAAUGCCGACAUCACUGAAACCAGGCGUGAGGGGUGGGAGCGGUUUAUGUCUGCGGAUAGCGUGGGGUGGGCUCCUGGCGUUGCUGGGUGGCGAGGAGGGGGACAGCUGUCCCGUGAGGCUCUGGUAGUGGUGUGGAAACGUACAGCGUGCUUCUGCGUCCUCUUGAUGGUUCAUAACUCCUGGCCAAGUGAAAUUAUAGAUAGAAACGGGCAAUGCAGACAAGCUGCACUUUGCAGCCUGCAAGGUGAUAUAUGGGGAUGGAUCCUGCGCCUCUCUGGGUACCGUCCCUCGCUGUGUGUCACAGGAGGAGAAGGAUGAUCCUGGUCUCAGCAGGACCCAUGGCUGCUGGAGGGCAAGGUGGUGCAUGGUUCUCUCAAAGGCAAAGCAGCAGAGGCGGCCGUCACCCCUUCAUCACCCCCAGCCCUCCUCAGGGGUCAGCCUUGGGUGCUGCUGGAGCCCUCCCGCGGUCUGGUACGCACACUUGUGGUGCUCACAGCCAUCUUCUUGCCGUCUUUCCGAGGCACCCCGACCUGUACAUACAUCUGAAACUCCCCAUCAGCUUUUCUGCUCUUUUUAAGAGAAGAGAAAAUUGCUCUUUUAGAAAACUAGACAUUAGCUGUUAAUAGCUUGGUUAGUAUUUCUACUACAGGAGUUGAUUAAAAAAAAAAUUGCUGAUAGUUUUAUGUGGUAAAAGCCAGAAAAAAAAGUUGUUGAGUGUCUAUAUGGUUUCUCAAAUGCCACAGAUUGCUGUAUACAAAGGAUUUGUAUGG
Messenger RNA from Cuculus canorus (common cuckoo), 3015 nucleotides. RefSeq names its product abhydrolase domain containing 6, acylglycerol lipase (gene ABHD6). NCBI's taxonomy places the organism in Eukaryota, Metazoa, Chordata, Aves, Cuculiformes, Cuculidae. The record is from RefSeq and is a predicted model, not a curated record. Bases 284 to 1297 code for a protein of 337 amino acids. The transcript is spliced from 10 exons.